GAGGUGGAUUCGUUCCCUUAAAAUCCCAUAUCAUUCCUGUCCUUCGUUUUCGCCAUUUAGUCUUUAUUCCAUCUCUUCCUUCUCCCAUCCCCUUUCUGUCGCUGAUUUCUUUCAUUCACUUCUUUCAUUAAGACCGGUUUCCUCCCAGCUUCGUCUCGGUUCUUUUCCCUGCACCUUGUAUAUCGUACAUCCGUGGAAUUCGUCAUUCGCUGGGAAAGUUGAUAAUGCGUUUGUCGACUCUCCUUCCUCUCGCCCUGGCGGCCGUACCCGCUGUCUCUGCGGCCGGCAAGCUUGGCUUUGCUCUCGGUGUUAAGAAUGCCGAUGGUUCCUGCAAAUCCCAGGCAGACUUUGAGAAGGAUUUCGAUGUUUUGAAGGCCCACUCAAAUAUCGUCCGGACAUACGCCGCGGCCGAUUGCAACAAUGCUGAGGCCAUUGUUCCAGCUGCUAAGAAGAAGGGAUUUAAUCUUGUCUUGGGUGUCUGGCCUGAUGUCCCGGAGUCCUUCGACGCAGACACCAAAGCUUUGCAGAAAGUAAUCCCAGGAAAUGAAGAUGUGAUCACCGCUAUAACCGUCGGCUCUGAGACUUUGUACCGUGGCAACUUCACCGGCCAAGAGCUUUUGCAGAAGAUCAACCAGGUUCAGAAGAUGUUCCCCAAGGUUAAGGUCGGCACUGCAGACAGUUGGAACAAGUAUGCCGAUGGUACUGCUGAUCCAAUCAUCGCGGGUGGUGUCAAGUAUCUACUCGUCAACGCUUUCGCAUUCUGGCAAGGACAGGACAUUUCCAAUGCCACCGACACAUACAUCGAUGACAUGAUGCAGGCCAUGGUUCACAUCCAGAAAGUCGCUGGAGCGAAUGCUAAGCAAAUUCACAUUGCUACUGGAGAGACCGGUUGGCCAAGUGACGGUGGAAGCGACUUCGGUGCUGCCAAAGCUGGAACUAAAAAUGCUAAGACCUUCUUUGAGAAAGGCGUGUGUGCAAUGCUUUCCUGGGGCGUCGACGUCUUCUACUUCGAGGCUUUCGAUGAGCCAUGGAAGCCAAAGAGCAUUGGCGACAAUGGCAAGGCUGCUGACGAGACUCACUGGGGCUUGUACACCGCUGAUCGCCGGUCCAAGUACACGCCUGUGUGCAAACAUAUUCGAUCUUGAUAUAACCACCACCUGAGGCUGCUGUGCUGGUCUCCGAGAAAAUGGAUGGGUCUAACAGUUUGGGAACGACCCGAUGCCUAAGGGCUUUCGCAUGGUUGAGGCCGCUCCUUAAUUUUGUUUUCGCGAUCAUCUAAGGUAGGCGAUAGAAAUAUGGCUAUUGCAGGCAAAGUUGGCGCAUUGUAGCUACUCUCUUUAGACUAAUUGAAAAUGCGAUUGUUUUAUCAAUG
Messenger RNA from Coccidioides posadasii C735 delta SOWgp, 1372 nucleotides. RefSeq names its product glycoside hydrolase 3 protein (gene BGL2). NCBI's taxonomy places the organism in Eukaryota, Fungi, Ascomycota, Eurotiomycetes, Onygenales, Onygenaceae. Gene Ontology annotation, cellular component: fungal-type cell wall; extracellular region; cell surface. Gene Ontology annotation, biological process: cell wall organization; carbohydrate metabolic process. Gene Ontology annotation, molecular function: glucan endo-1,3-beta-D-glucosidase activity. The record is from RefSeq and is a predicted model, not a curated record.